Molecule: messenger RNA, 4442 nt
Organism: Dama dama (fallow deer)
Lineage: Eukaryota; Metazoa; Chordata; Mammalia; Artiodactyla; Cervidae
Product: zinc finger protein 429-like
Exons: 6
Coding region: 1219-2169 (316 amino acids)
Biological process (GO): negative regulation of transcription by RNA polymerase II
Molecular function (GO): DNA-binding transcription repressor activity, RNA polymerase II-specific
Source: RefSeq, a predicted model, not a curated record
UAGCCUGCAGACCCAGCGUUGAUUUAAAUGAGCGACAGAGAUAUUUUGUGAGUUUGUUUGUUUAAAACCCGGAUGUCACAGUCCCACGUCCUUCACACGUGGGUUUCGGGGGUCUCUGUGGACGUUCAAGGGGUCACUUCCCAAGACUGAUCUACCUGAGAAGGAAGACCAGAGGAGAAGGAAAGCAAAGAGUCAGAAAUGACUCGUUCCCAGGGACAGCUGAUGUUCCAGGAUGUGACCAUAGAUUUUACUGAAGAGGAGUGACUGGACCUCCGUCAAGGGGCAUUGUAUAGGGAUGUGAUGUUAGAGAACUAUAGGAACUUGGCCACUUUGGAUACAUACUAGAUUGGAAAGUGACGAAUCUCUGGCAAAACAAAUAUUCCUUUCUGUGAUGAACAGGUCUUGUGGGCUCUAAGCCAGACCUUGUCGCUUUUCUGGAGCAAAUGAAGGAGCCCAGGAGUAUAAGGAGAAUGAAGACAGUGGCCGUAUACCCAGCACAAGCUGAAAUCAAGAUUGCCAGGAAAAAUAUCAAUAAACUUAGAUAUGCAGAUGACACCGCCAUUAUGGCAGAAAGUGAAGAGGAACUAAAGAGCCUGUUAAUGAAGGUGAAAGAGGAGAGUGAAAAAGCUGGCUUAAGGCCUCCACGCUUCCAAGAUGCUUUGUCUCCUCAAGAUACCCAGGAUUUGAUGCUAAAGAAUCCAGGCUUAGAAGAUGUAUUCCCAAAAGCAAACCUAGGAAAAUAUGAAAGAUUUCACCUCAGAAAUUUAUGUUUAAUGAAUGACUGGGAACAUACAAGGGCAUAUGAAAGACAGAGAGGAUGUUUAUAUGGACAUAAAGAAACUGAGACAGUUACACUUAAGGCAAACAUUUCUGCAAAAAGAAAUGAGCAGUGCAAGUCAAAUUGGGGAAAACACCUACUUCAGUCUUCAACAUCUGAUGACAACUGUAAGUUUUUAAAAAAAUAUUUCCAGCAUUUUUUUGAAACAUACGUGUUCUCUGAAAGGAAACGUGGAAAGCCCAGAAGGUAAUCUAGUCUCUACUACAAACACUCAUUCAAGCAAUACUCAAUAUAGCCAUAGAUUAAACAAACAUUCAAGCGUCUCUGAACAUGGGAAAUUUAAAAAUGAGGGGGAAAACUCACAAUAUAAUCAAUUUGAGGGAUCUGUGAGCAGGGGGUCAUAAUUCUUCCACCAACAGAUAUUUUCUCCCCAUGCCAAAAUGUAUAAUGAUGAUAAUGGAAGAGAUGUAAUCCAACCAUCAUUGUUCAAUACAUCCCAUGAUAUAGUUAAUGUGGAAGAACUUUCCAUAUGUAAUAAAAUGAGUCAACCCUUCAGUAAGAGCUUCAGCCCCAAUCAUUGCAAGAGUAUUUAUGAUGGAGUGAGAGGGUAUAAGGUUGAAGGAGACUCAAACCUUAUGAAACAUCAGGGACUUGAAUCUUCAAACAAGGAUUCAAAAAGUAAUAAAUGUAGAAAUAUCUUUUAUCAGCUGUCAGCUCUUUCUCUAUAUAAGAGUACUCAUACUGGAGAGAAGACUUACAAUUGUAGUGAAGAUGGUAAAAUUUCUAAUCAGUCUUCAGAAUUUGUUCAACAGCAGACUAUUCAGAAUUCACAGAAAGAAAACAACUCUAAGAUAUGUGGGAAAGUCUUUAGUAACUCAUCUGAUCUAAGUAGACAUAGGAAAAUUCAUACAGGACGGACACCUUUCAAAUGUACAGAAUGUAGCAAAGCAUUUAUCUGUCGCUCACAUCUUACUCAACAUCAGCGAAUUCAUACUGGAGAGAAACCUUAUACAUGUACAGAAUGUGGCAAAGCCUUUAAUCACAACUCAACACUUUCUCAACAUCAGCGAAUGCAUACUUCAGAGAAACCUUAUAAAUGUACAGAAUGUGGCAAAGCCUUUAUCUGUUGCUCACAUCUUACCCAACAGGAGCAAAUUCAUACUGGGGAGAGACCUUUAAGUGUACAGAAUGUGGCAAAGCCUUUCAUCAGAACUCAACUCUUACUCAACAUCAGCAAAUGCAUACUGGAGAGAAACCUUAUAAAUGUAAAGAAUGUGACAAAGCCUUUAUCCGUUGCUUACAUCUUACUCGAUAUCAGUGAAUUCACACUGGGGAGAGACCUUAUCAUUGUACAGAAUGUGGCCAAACCUUUAUUUGGAGUUCAACUUUAGCUGCACAUCAUCGAAUCCAUACUAGGGAGAAACCAUACAAAUGUAAAGAAUGUGGCAAAACCUUUAUUAAAAGUUCAAAUCUUACUCAACAUCACCGAAUUCCUAUGGGGGGCAGACGUUAUAAAUGUACAGAAUGCAGCAAGGCCUUCAUUAACAGUUCUUGUCUUACUAAACAUCAGCAAAUCCAUACUGGCGAGAGACUGUAUAAAUGCACUGAAUGUGGCAAAGCCUUUAAUCGGAACUCAGUUCUUACUACACAUUUGCGAGUUCAUACUGGAGAGAAACCUUAUAAAUGUAUAGAAUGUGGCAGAGCCUUUAGUCUUAGUGGUCAUCUCACUAAAGGCAUCUCAGAACACACGCUGGAGAGUAAUGGAACAAGUGGUGGAAGACUUUUGCCCUGAACAUACAUCAGAAAACAAGAGUUUAUACAAGAAACCUAUGGAAAUGUUGUAACAAAUACAUAGAAAAGUAUUUAAUCAAAAAUCAAAUUGAAAUAAAUAUCAGAGACUGCAUACUAGAAAGUAUUUCAUCAAUCCUCUUUUCUAAAUUUUCUCUAGAAGGAGAAAUACUGUAGAGAGCAAUCCAUAGUUAAAAAACAUAGAAAAUGGAUAUAUUAGCCAGGAUCGUGAGAUGAAGGUUGAAGGUUAGAAGGCCACACUUAUUAGCAAUGUAUCUUUGUUUACAAUGACUUGAUUUGAGAUUAGUUGAAAAGCAAAAUGAACGUAAUUAAAUGCUCAGAUAAUCCAUACUAUGUUUUGUUUCUAGUGUGAAUGAAAACAAGUUUUUGACGGUUUAUGCUUCAAAGGUUAGCCUUUUUAUGUUGUGUUGCAACCAUUUCUAUCUGUUCUCCAUUAGAACAUGAAGGAUCAGUUCAGUCCAGUUCAGUCGCUCAGUUGUGUCCAACUCUUUGCGACCCCAUGAAUCGCAGCACGCCAUGCUUCCCUGUCCAUCACCAACUCCCGGAGUUUACCCAAACUCAUGUCCAUCGAGUCGGUGAUGCCAUCCAGCCAUCUCAUCCUCUGUUGUCCCCUUCUCCUCCUGCCCCCAAUCCCUCCCAGCAUCAGGGUCUUUUCCAAUGAGUCAACACUUCACAUGAGGUGGCCAAAGUAUUGCAGUUUCAGCUUCAGCAUCAGUCCUUCCAAUGAACAUCCAGGAUUGGAUCUCCUUUAGGAUGGACUGGUUGGAUCUCCUUGCAGUCCAAGGGACUCUCAAGAGUCUUCUCCAACACCACAGUUCCAAAGCAUCAAUUUUUCUGCAUUCAGCUUUCUUUACAGUCCAACUCUCACAUCCAUACAUGACCACUGAAAAAACCUAUAGCCUUGACUAGAUGGACCUUUGUUGGCAAAAUAAUGUCUCUGCUUUUUCAUAUGCCAUCUAGGUUGGUCAUAACUUUCCUUCCAAGGAGUAAGCAUCUUUUAAUUUCAUGGCUGCAAUCACUAUCUGCAGUGAUUUGGGAGCCCCCCAAAAUAAAGUCUGACACUGUUUCCACUGUUUCUCCAUCUAUUUCCCAUGAAGUGAUGGGACCAGAUGCCAUGAUCUUAGUUUUCUGAAUGUUGAGCUUUAAGACAACUUUUUUACUCUCCUCUUUCAUCAAUACCAUAAUGUAAAAUGUACAAUGAACAUAUACAUGGAGGUGUUUGUCAUUGAUAUGAAAUAUCCUGGGAGGUUGUCAUAAUGUAAGUGAUGAUGAAAUCUUUCCAUUUAUUAAAGUAAGACAGAAGUUGGUUCUUUUUUUUCUUUUUUUUUUAAUAUUUAUUUAUUUAUUUGGCUACAUCAGAUCUUAGUUGCAACAUGUGGGUUCUAGUUCCCUGACCAGGGAUUGAAUCCAGACCCCCUGCAUUGGGAAUGCAGAGUCUUAGUCGCUGGACCACCAGGGAACUUCUUCAAAAGCUGGUUCUAAAUUUUCAAUAGUUACAUCAUUUGAAUUGUAAAAACACAAUCACAGUUCACUACAAUAUUGAUGUAUAUUUAUAAUAUAAACAUAAGUGAUGUAUAUUACUUGACAAUGUUGAAAUAAAGACAGCUUCUGUGAUAACCUAGAAAUGUAUUAGAAACCCUUUCCAGAAAAGGCAUGUAAUUAGUGUAUUUCUUGUUUACUAAGUGUUUCCUAGGCUUUGUUUUGUAAGUCAUGAAAAUAAUGAUCCUCACAUCCUUUUAUCAGAAAAAUGAGUAUCUUUCUCUGUACUUUUAAUCUGAUUUAAUCAUGGAUCAUGCUGUGGAUUGUAAAAUGUUUAAUUUCAACCUUGUGUGAAAUUAAUACAUGGUUAUUCAUA